UAUAACUCAUUACUUCUACUACCUACCAUAUAUCAUUGAUCUCUUUCAACUAUUAACAAUGACAAACUUGAAGCCCCUAAUUCUUAGCUUCUUUCUUCAAACAAUUCUUCUUAUGAUUUCAACACCAGGAAGCCACUGCAGAACCUUGUUGCCAAAUGAUGAAAAAACGAUAGAGAACACUUGCAAGAAAACACCCAACUACAGUGUUUGCCUUCAAUCUCUAAAGGCAAACCCUGGAAGCUCUGGUGCUGAUGUUAAUGGGUUGGCUCAAAUCAUGGUCAAAGUGAUGAAAGCAAAAGCAAACGAUGGGUUAAAAAAAAUCCAUGAGCUACAAAGGUUGGGAGCAGGACCGACGCAAAGGAAAGCCUUGAGUUCUUGUGCUGACAAAUACAAAGCAAUUUUAAUAGCUGAUAUUCCACAAGCCACUGAAGCUCUGCAAAAAGGUGACCCCAAAUUUGCUGAAGAUGGGGCAAAUGAUGCUGCUAAUGAGGCUACUUACUGUGAGAGUGACUUCUCUGGGAAAUCGCCCCUCACCAGUCAGAACAAUGCUAUGCAUGCUGUUUCAGCUGUUACUGCAGCUAUUGUUAGACAAUUGCUCUAG
Molecule: messenger RNA, 601 nt
Organism: Abrus precatorius (Indian licorice)
Lineage: Eukaryota; Viridiplantae; Streptophyta; Magnoliopsida; Fabales; Fabaceae
Product: cell wall / vacuolar inhibitor of fructosidase 1-like
Exons: 1
Coding region: 59-601 (180 amino acids)
Biological process (GO): negative regulation of catalytic activity
Molecular function (GO): enzyme inhibitor activity
Source: RefSeq, a predicted model, not a curated record